This is a messenger RNA of Poecilia reticulata (guppy), 1601 nucleotides long. NCBI's taxonomy places the organism in Eukaryota, Metazoa, Chordata, Actinopteri, Cyprinodontiformes, Poeciliidae. The record is from RefSeq and is a predicted model, not a curated record.
AUGGAGUGGGUGGAGCUCAUGGAGUGGGUGGAGCUCAUGGAGCUGGUGGAGUGGGUGGAGCUUAUGGAGUGGGUGGAGCUUAUGGAGUGGGUGGAGCUCAUGGAGUGGGUGGAGCUUAUGGAGCUCAUGGAAAUCCUUUUUGAAUUUUGUCUCGAAUCUAAUCCUGAAAACUUUGAGUUUUAUUUUGGCAGCAGACCGUCUCCUAUUGGUCGACCUCUGAAUCUCCCCGGGCCAACAGCCAAUCAGAAAGCAGCAUGUGAAUCUAGCAGCUCUGUUCCCAGUCUAACCAGUUUGUCCCAGUCUGGUUCGUCCCACGUCGUCUCACCAAUCAGGAACAAGGAGCAGGCGGGCCUCACCUGCUCUCUGUGCCACAGGAAGUUCUCCUCUAAGCUGACCCUGAGGCGCCACCUGGGCGUCCACGGAGCGGAGAAACCGUUUUCCUGUCCUCACUGUCCCUACAGCAGCAGGCUGAAGGCCUCGCUGAGCCAACACCUGAGGACUCACACAGGUGAGAAGCCGUUCAGGUGUGCCGAGUGUCCGUACGCCUCCAUCGACCGCAGCUCCCUGCUCCGACACAGCAGGACUCACAGCCAGGUGAAGCCGUACCGCUGUCAGCUCUGUGGCUACAGCAGCAUCCAGAAGAAGAGCCUGGACCUCCACGCCCGCCGGCAUCACACAGGUGAGGCGUUUCCAUGCCAACAGUGCGAGUACUCCAGCCCGGACCGCCAGCUGCUGCUGAAACACAUGCGAAGACGCCACGCCCCCUCCCUGCUCCCUGCAAUCUGAUUGGACGAUACCUCACCAGGAACACCUGGAGCACACCUGGAACAUACCUGGGACCCCUGGAACAUACCUGGGACCCCUGGAACAUACCUGGGACACCUGGAACAUACCUGGGACCCCUGGAACAUACCUGGGACACCUGGAACAUACCUGGGACCCUGGGCGGGUUUGCGUCAGAGUUCCAGGUGAGCUGGAAGACGCCGCACUAGCAGGACCUGCAUGUCCACCUGGGCAUCGGAGCAGAAGAGUUGAGAAACGGCAGCAUUAGCUACAGAGGACCUUGAUGACGUCAUCAUGGUCACAUGACCCCUGGCAGCGCUGCACCAGGUCAACGUGAGCCUCACCUGGACUUGGAGACAAAGGUUAGGGUCGCUGUGUCUUUAAGGCGCCCUGCAGGGGGAGCUGGAGCUCCGUUAGCCGCCUGCUAACACUUGAUUUGACGGAGCGCAUAGAGACAAAGCGCAUAGAGACAAAGCGCAUAGAGACAAAGCGCAUAGAGACAAAGCGCUGCCAUGACGGUCCUGGACAUGAAGAGUCUUUAUGUUGUUAUUCGGUAAAUUAUGACACUUUUCAUGCAAAGUUGCUCUAAAUGAAAUGAAAUGUGCCAAAUUGGCAUUAAGUUGUCAUUAUUUAUAAAAGCAUGCAGAGCUGGGACUUUUAGUGCAGCUUUUCAUUAGGUUGUCAUGACAACAGGCAUAAAGACUGGUUCGUAGCGCCGCCUGCUGAUCAUGUGAUCAGAGUCCAGCUGCUGCGUUCACUGACCUGUAGAUGUUGUGGGAAAUCUGAUUGAGUAAAACACAAAUAAACGAUCAAAGAUU